Molecule: messenger RNA, 5877 nt
Organism: Pseudoliparis swirei
Lineage: Eukaryota; Metazoa; Chordata; Actinopteri; Perciformes; Liparidae
Gene: sec24b
Product: SEC24 homolog B, COPII coat complex component
Exons: 24
Coding region: 1456-5016 (1186 amino acids)
Biological process (GO): intracellular protein transport; COPII-coated vesicle cargo loading; endoplasmic reticulum to Golgi vesicle-mediated transport
Cellular component (GO): endoplasmic reticulum exit site; COPII vesicle coat
Molecular function (GO): zinc ion binding; SNARE binding
Source: RefSeq, a predicted model, not a curated record
UGACUCUUCAAUUAUUUGAUUUAAUCGACGGAUCCGUAGAAGAGAAUCACACAAAGGCCAUGUUGUGUUUACCAAAGAUUUGCUCGGAAGUCAUUGAGCAGCAUAACAAACGACCCGAUGGCUUCACGGACCGUUUUAAAUUGAAUUGAUUUGUUUAUGCUGCGUAAAAAAGAAGUGUAAAUAUAUCAAAACUUUCUUGUGCUCUAAACCCAUGCAGUCUCUGAGCAGCAAACACAUUGCAUCUUAUUUGCAUUACGUUAUUGGACAUUUUGUAAUUUCAGGCUGUCUUUAAAAAAAUCUGGUCUCGGACAGCAGAUGAAAAUUAGCUUCUGGCUCACUUAGUUUAAUUUGCAUUAUCCCUGUAAAAAAAAUACAAAUAAAUAAGCAGAAAACAGAAACAGAUGGAAUAAUUAAAUAAAACAAAUAUGACAUCAAAUAAUCCUAUUUGUAGAUAUAUACAAUGUCUAUUUUACAAACAUUUAUUUUUUGGCUACAGCAGCAUGGAUGCAUAAAAGAAAUAUAAAAAUCCACAAUGUGUACAAAAAACAAACAGUGUCUAAUUGCAUUGUGUAAAUAAGCAGACAACAGAAACAUGAAACAAUUAAAUAAAACAAAUAAGACAUAAAAUAAUCCUAUUUGUAGAUAUGUACAAUGUCUAUUCUACAAACAUUUAUUUUUCGGCUACAGCAGCAUCGAUGCAUAAAAGAAAUAUAAAAAUCCACAAUGUGUACAAAAAACAAACAAGUGUCUGAUUGCAUUGUGCUAAAUAAAUAAUAUAAUAUUUAUCAUUAACCCUCCUGUUACCUUCACAUUUACUAACAUCUUAUUACCCUUGGGGUCAAUUUCUCCCCAGAAAUUAAAACCUCCAGAACAUUAUUUGAAUUAAUAUUGUUUCCCAAGUUUAAGUGUGAGGUACUUUAUUUUUGUUUGUUGACUACCUAAAUAUCCCUUUAAAUAAAUAAAAAAGUUGAUAUUUCUUAUAUGUUUUACAAAUUGGCCCCAAAGAACACCGAUGCAUACAAGUUGUGUACAGGACAUUGAAAACAUAUGUGAAUUGUAUGUUUUAUUUCCAGGAAAAGUCGUGAAAUAUAAAGCAAAAUUAAUGAUGUAAAUUAUUUUUUUUGAGACGUUAAACAUUGAAUGGGGUCAAAUUGACCCCAAAGGUAAUAGGAGGGUUAAAAAAAGAUAUUCCUAGAAAGUAUUUUCAAUGAAAACACUUGUAGAGGUGCCGUAUAUGUAGUUGCUUCGAACGUCCACCAGAGGGCGCGAAGGCCCCGCAGCCAGGAGGAGGAGGUCCGUGAAGAUCCUCCAGCUCCAGCGCCGAGCCGAGCCGUCCUGGUCCAGUCUGUCCGGGUCUCUCUGCCGCAUUCUUCAGGGGAGGAGGACGGAGGACGGGGGGCAUGAGUAGUUACCCACCCGAUUGUCCGUGGGCGUGAGAACGGGAGCGACCGAGCGAUGUCUGCGCCGGGAUUCACGAACCUCAACAGCUCCAUCGGCUACGGACAGAACCCGGCGACCCCCCACCGGAACGGUCCAGCACAGACCUACCAACCCAUGCAUCCACCCACAGGCUGCUAUGGAGCUCCACCUCAACAACAGAGCUACCCCACCACCCCUGCCCACCCGGAUCCUGCUCCCAGCAAAGCACCCAACACGAACAGCGCCCACAGUGCUGACUACUACCACGGCAACCAUCACCAGCAGCACCAGCAGCAGCACCAGCUCUCCCAGCACCAUGUAGCACCCUCCCCAUACUCUGCUCCUCCUUCACAGACGUAUGCCGCCCUCCCUUCUUCAGCACCAUCACCAUCACCAUCACCAUCAAAUGCCCACUACAGCCAACAGCCAUUGCAGCAGCAGCCGCCGUACGCUCCCCCGGGAUCCUACUACGGGCCGCAGUCGUACCACGCUCCCCCGGCACAGCGUUCCCAACAGCAGCCCGGUCUGGUGCCCGCGCCGGCCGUCGGCCCCGGGGCGCCCGUCUACCCGAUCGUUUCCUACCCGUCUGCGCCAGGGAGUAGCCAGUUUGGCACGCUGAGCUCCUCCCAGAGCGCCACGCCGCACGGAGCCACGCCCACCCAGAUGGGGGCCCCCUUACAUCAGUACGGCGCCUCAGCAGCAGUGCAUCCUGGGUACGGCGUGGCGCCGCCGGGUCAGCUGGAGCCGACCGUCAACGGUCAAGGAGGCGCGGGCCACCAACACUACGACCAAAGCCACCCGGCGCCUCUGAGCUACGACUCCUGCGGCGGGGUCGUCCACGGCGACGCGGACCACCCGCCCUCGGGAACCCCUUCGGUCCAUUCCUCACCGGGCCAUCGCCAAGGCAUGCAGUAUGGAUAUGUUGCCAAUAGUGGAGCUAGCUCUGCCUCUGCCGCCGCCUCAGGCCCGGCCGCCGCCCCCUCGUCAUCCAGCUCUGAGGAUGAUGAUGAUGAGGAGGAUGAGGAAGCAGGUGGAGACUCCUCCUCCUCCAGCACCGGCAGCGCCUCCCCGCCGCCCAGCAGCUACGACAACCUGGAGGGCGGCAGCUACCCAGAUUCCAUGCCGCCGUCCAACCACAUGACCAACCAGGCCGCGCCCUACGGUAGCUAUGGUUACCCCGGUAUGCCGCCGGCCAACCACCAGGGACCGGCCUCCGUCACAGACUCCUCCCCCUCUCGUGACCCAUACGGCCAGCCAAGCUACCAGCAGUACUCCCAGCCGUUCCCCAACAUGUCCCAGCUGUCCGCGGCCCUGGGGGGCCUGAGCGGCGUCCCGGAGCUGGAGGUGGCGGCCUUGAGGCCGGUGAACCUGCUCCAGGAGAGGAGCCUGCUGCCCCCCCGGCCCCUCGAGGCCCCCGAGCCCAACCUCAGCCCCGACCUCCGGAAGGUCAACUGUUGCCCUCAGUCCUUCAGGUGUACCCUGACCAGCAUUCCUCAGACCCAGGCUCUACUCACCAAGGCCAGACUCCCUCUGGGCCUCCUCCUCCACCCCUUCAGAGACCUACAGUUACCGGUGAUCACGUCGAACACCAUCGUGCGCUGUCGCUCCUGUCGCACCUACAUCAACCCGUUUGUCACCUUCCUGGACCAGCGCCGGUGGAAGUGCAACCUCUGUUACCGGGUCAACGACGUUCCGGAUGAGUUCAUGUACAAUCCGGUCACCCGGUCGUACGGCGAGCCCCAAAAGAGGCCCGAGGUCCAAAACGCCACCGUGGAGUUCAUCGCCUCCUCGGACUACAUGUUGCGGCCCCCUCAGCCUGCGGCCUACCUGUUUGUUCUGGACGUGUCUCACAAUGCCGUGGAGGCGGGUUACCUAAAGUACUUCUGUGAAUCACUUAUGGACAACCUGGACAAGUUGCCGGGCGACACCCGCACCAGGGUGGGCUUCCUCACCUUCGACAACACCAUCCACUUCUACAACCUGCAGGAGGGGCUGUCGCAGCCGCAGAUGCUGGUGGUGUCGGACAUAGACGACAUCUUCAUCCCGUCUCACGACAGUCUGAUGGUGAACCUGAAGGAAAGCAAAGCGCUGGUGAAGGACCUGCUGACGUCUCUGCCGGGCAUGUUCAGCGAGAGCAGGGAGACCCACAGCGCCUUGGGCCCGGCGCUGCAGGCCGCCUUCAAGCUCAUGUCGCCCACCGGGGGGCGCGUCACCGUAUUCCAGACGCAGCUGCCGACCAUCGGGGCCGGAGCGCUGCAGUCGAGGGAAGACCCCAACCAGCGCUCCAGCACCAAGGGGGUGCAGCACCUCGGCCCCGCCACAGACUUCUACAAGAAGCUGGCCCUGGACUGCUCGGGGCAGCAGAUCGGGGUGGACCUGUUCCUGCUCAGCUCCCAGUACACGGACCUGGCUUCACUGUCAUGCAUCUCCAAGUACUCGGCCGGCAGCAUCUUCUACUACCCCUCCUUCCACUACGCCCACAACCCCACUCAACUGGAGAAGUUCCAGAAGGAUCUGGAGCGCUACCUCACCCGGAAGAUCGGCUUCGAGGCCGUCAUGAGGAUACGCUGCACUAAAGGUUUAUCCAUCCACACGUUCCACGGUAACUUCUUCGUGCGCUCCACCGACCUGCUGUCCCUGGCCAACGUGAACCCCGACUCCGCCUUCGCCGUCCAGAUGUCCAUCGACGACUCUCUGGCGGACUCGUCUCUGGCCUGCUUCCAGGCCGCGCUGCUCUACACCUCCAGUAAAGGAAAACGACGGAUCCGGGUCCACACCUUGUGUCUGCCGGUGGUCAACCAGCUGAGCGACGUGUACGCCGGCGCCGACGUUCAGGCCAUCACGUGUCUGCUCGCCGACAUGGCCAUCGACCGCUCCGUCACGUCCAGCCUGUCGGACGCUCGCGACGCCCUGACCAACGCGGCGGUGGACCUGAUGAGCGCCUACAAGAGCAACGUGUCCAACCUGCAGCAGCAGUCCGGCCUCGUGGUCGCCGCCUCCUUGCGCCUCUUCCCCGUCUACAUCCUCGCGCUGCUCAAACAGAAAGCCUUGCGGACGGGCACCAGCACGCGGCUGGACGAGCGCGUCUUCGCCAUGUGCGAGUUCAAGACGCAGCCGCUGCAGCAGCUGAUGCGGAUGGUCCACCCCGACCUGUACCGGCUGGACGACAUGUCGGACCAGGGGGCGCUGCAUCUGAACGACACCGUGGUUCCCCAGCCUCACCUGCUCCACCUGUCGGCUGAGCGGGUGACCAGGGACGGAGCGUUCCUCCUGGACUGCGGCAACGUGUUUUACCUGUGGAUCGGCAAAUCCUGCGACCACUUGUUCAUCCAGGACGUCCUGGGCUGCGGCGACUACGCCUCCAUCCCCAACGACAUGAGUCACAUUCCCGAGCUGGAGACGCUCCCGUCCGAGAGGGUGCGAGCGUUCCUCGACUGGCUGCAGGACAAACGGGCGUUCAGCGCCACGCUGCACGUCAUGAAGGACAACUCUCCGUCCAAAGCUACGUUCUUCCAGUACCUGGUGGAGGACCGGACCGAGGGGCCUUAUUCCUACAAUGAGUUCCUGCAUCACAUCCAGCAGCAGAUGUCCUCGUAGAGACGCUCCGGACGCUCGGACCCGAGAGAGAGAGAGACUAGCGUUAGAGAUGACGGACGCCCAUCUCCCUGACCGGUUUCAGACCGGUCUCGUUUUAACAGCUCCGCCCCCUCCGAGCUCAUCGGCCAGUCGGGAUGUGACCACUAGAAAAGGGGGGAGGAGGGUGAUAGUCGUAGAAAAGAAUAAAUAAAUGAGGGAACUUCUAGAUUUAAUCAUGUGGCUCCUCGCCGUCGCCCCUCGGUUUAGCUUCUCGUCCUCCGCGUCGCCCCCUGGAGGUCAAACGGGGGAAAGUCGAGCCGCAACACGUCUGUUUAGUUUGAGUUGUUUUCCCCGUGAGCCUCACCCGUAGCUUAGUGCUGUCGUUUUCUUCUUUUUUCUUCUUUUUUGAGUGUUAUUCUUUUUAUAAUUUAUUUUCCCCUCCUCGCGGUUUUAUUUUAGGACCCGUUUUGAAUACACUGGAGAACCAAGCGUUCCUUCUGUUGUUGUUGUCGUUUUUGUUAUUGUUUUUCCAGCAUGAAAUACGAAACGCAUGUCACCGUUUUGUUCGCUGCUAGUCUGAGACGUGGACGACGACUGUCCGCGUGGCGGGAAUUAUGGAUUGGACAGUGGUUGGAUGUUAAGCCCCGCCCCCUUCCCCUCCUCUUAUUGGCUCCCUCUGCUCCGCCUGUGUCGUCCAGAUCAAACUCCUCCCCCUCAAUGUCAGCGCUCGACUUUUUAGAUUUUCUUUUUGUUUGUGUUAUUUUUCUUUCUUCCAGGCGAUGACAUGAAGUUGCUCUCUCCACUUUGUAACUAUUGAAAAAUAAAAUCUUUUAUGUCCGAUAAUUUAUGAACCAGCUUAUUAAAUAAAAGACAAAAACAGAG